UAAAACUAGCAUAUAUAAUUAUAUUGAUGGAAAAAACAGGUAAUAUUUGCUUUGAUUGGUGAUCCUCAAAAAAAAUACCAUGCCAAUGGAAGAGAAUAAGAUUUUGAAUGAGUACACACAAGAUGGAACUGUUGAUCUUAAAGGAAAACCUGUUCUCAGAUCAAAAACAGGUGGUUGGAAAGCUUGUUCUUUCCUUGUUGUGUAUGGGAUAUUUGAAAGAGUAGCUUACUAUGGUAUAUCAUCAAAUUUGAUUCUAUACUUGACAAAGGAGCUUCACCAGGGCACUGUUACCUCUUCCAACAAUGUCAACAAUUGGGUUGGCACUGUUUUCAUUACUCCCGUAUUAGGAGCUUAUAUUGCAGACACUCACCUUGGACGCUAUAGGACUUUUGUCAUUUCUGCCCUCAUCUAUUUAUUGGGUAUGUGUCUACUUACACUCUCGGUCAGCCUUCCGAGCCUAAAGCCACCUGAGUGCCAUGAAAUGGAUGUGACAAAUUGCAAAGAAGCUUCCACACUACAGCUAGUUGUGUUAUAUGUUUCACUCUACAUAAUAGCAGUGGGAACAGGUGGAACUAAGCCAAACAUUUCCACCAUUGGUGCUGAUCAGUUUGAUGAUUUUGACCCCAAACAGAAGUCACUUAAGCUCUCAUUCUUCAAUUGGUGGAUGUCCAGCAUUGUUAUAGGGUCACUAUUUGCAUUCACAGUUAUAGUGUAUAUACAAGAUACUGUGAGUUGGAGUCUUGGUUAUGCUCUUCCAACUAUAGGACUUGCAAUAUCAAUCAUCACAUUCUUGGCUGGCACACCUUUCUAUAGACACAAAUCGCUAUCAGGGAGUCCCUUCAUUAGUAUUGCUAAGGUCAUUGUGGCAGCUACAAGGAAAUGGUGUGUAGUUGUUCCUGAAGACCCAAAAGAACUAUAUGAGCUUAGUUUGGAAGAGUAUACCAAGAUAGGGAAAUUCAAGAUUGAUCCCACUCCUACAUUCAGGUUCCUUAAUAAGGCUUGUGUGGACGCUGGUUCAAGUACUAGUAGUGAGUGGAUGAUAUGUCCAAUAACACAAGUAGAGGAGACCAAACAAAUACUCAACUUAAUCCCUAUUUGGGUUGCAACAUUUAUUCCUAGUGCAAUGAUUGCUCAGAUGAAUACUCUUUUUGUAAAGCAGGGAACUACUCUUGACAGAUCUAUAGGAAACUUCAAAAUUCCUCCAUCAAGUUUAAAUGCAAUUACAAUUUUGACAAUGAUUAUCACCUAUAUACUCUAUGAACGUUUCUUUGUCAGGUUUAUGCAGAGGUUGACUAAGAACCCUAGAGGGAUUACUCUCCUUCAAAGAAUGAGUAUAGGAUUCAUUAUCCAUAUAGUGAUAAUGAUAGUUUCAUAUAUGGCUGAAAGACAGAGACUUUGUAAAGCCAAAGAGCAUGGGGUAAUUGAAAAUGGAGAACAGGUUCCAUUGAGCAUAUUUAUUUUGGCUCCUCAGUUUGUACUUAUGGGAAUAGCUGAAGCUCUCUUAGAGGGUGCCAAAAUUGAGUAUUUCUAUGACCAAGCCCCAGAGAGCAUGAAGAGCAUUGGGACUUCGUAUUCCUUAACAACCACUGGGGUUGGUAGUUUCCUAAGUUCUUCUCUUCUCACAACAGUUGCACACAUUACCGAGAAACAUAGUCAAAAAGGGUGGUUUUUGAACAACCUUAAUGCUUGUCAUCUCGAUUAUUACUAUGCAUUUUUGGCACUACUAAAUAUCCUGAACUUCAUCUUCUUCAUGAUUGUCUCAAAGAACUAUGUCUACAGAGCUGAAGUUUCAGAUUCCCUACAAGUGCUUGAAACAGAGCUAAAAGAAAGGACAACAGCUUUAAGUGUCAUAACUGAUAUUAGAAGAUAAUUUCAUUGUUAGUAUAUGAAGGGCAAUAGCGUGUUGUUUUAAAUGCCACAUGCAUAAGAACAAAUUUUUAAAAUGUAAUAUAACUUAACAAUUAUGUCUAUGAUUAUUUUUUAUUUUCAA
Messenger RNA from Trifolium pratense (red clover), 1990 nucleotides. RefSeq names its product protein NRT1/ PTR FAMILY 5.2-like. NCBI's taxonomy places the organism in Eukaryota, Viridiplantae, Streptophyta, Magnoliopsida, Fabales, Fabaceae. Gene Ontology annotation, molecular function: dipeptide transmembrane transporter activity; tripeptide transmembrane transporter activity. Gene Ontology annotation, cellular component: membrane. The coding region runs from base 80 to 1870 and encodes 596 amino acids. Gene Ontology annotation, biological process: transmembrane transport; dipeptide transport. The transcript is spliced from 4 exons. The record is from RefSeq and is a predicted model, not a curated record.